Messenger RNA from Tripterygium wilfordii, 586 nucleotides. RefSeq lists its product as uncharacterized. The transcript is spliced from 2 exons. NCBI's taxonomy places the organism in Eukaryota, Viridiplantae, Streptophyta, Magnoliopsida, Celastrales, Celastraceae. The coding region runs from base 131 to 454 and encodes 107 amino acids. The record is from RefSeq and is a predicted model, not a curated record.
ACUCGCGAUUCCACGAAAUGUUCGCGCGAGCUCGUUUGAUCAACUAUACUAGACCUUAUCUAUAUUAUGGGCUCGUUUUCACUCCAUCAAGAAAUCUAAAACAGUACAAAACUACGAUAGACACAAAAUCAUGAGGACAAACAUUAAGAGGAGGAGAAACAUUAGGAGGAGGAGGAAGAUUAAGCUGAAUGAGACAAUUAAAGAGAGUAUGCAAAGAUUGUGGAAGGAGAUGGCAGAGAUUGGAGAAGAACAAGAGCGCAUAAGGGAGGGGCAAGCGGAAGUGAAAAAGCGGUUCGAAGAAAAAACUAAGCAGGGGCAAGGGGAAGUGAAAAAGCAGCUCAAAGAAGAAACUAAGCACAUGUUUGAUCGAAGUACAGGCAUCAAACCUCGACAUCAUCGUAUCAUAUCGCACAUCAUGCAACCGCAGCAACGUCACAGUUUUGUUAAAGCAUAAAAAAGCUUACUCACUUCCUCUGUAUCAAUUAAAGCUUCAUGGUAUCAAUUGAAGUUGUGUGAAGGGCAUUGUCUUUUCAUGUCUCAAUUCAUCACCUAAAUAAAAUGAUGCAAGAGAAUAAUAGAAUCACGA